Molecule: messenger RNA, 1593 nt
Organism: Hypomesus transpacificus
Lineage: Eukaryota; Metazoa; Chordata; Actinopteri; Osmeriformes; Osmeridae
Gene: cenpn
Product: centromere protein N
Exons: 10
Coding region: 324-1346 (340 amino acids)
Biological process (GO): CENP-A containing chromatin assembly; chromosome segregation
Source: RefSeq, a predicted model, not a curated record
CAGUCCCUCAAUACAGUUCAAAGCACGAGGUUGUGUAGCAAGUUUGCUGAUAUGAAUAUUCAAUGUAAAACUUUUAAAUCAUAUUUCAAGGCUCCAUUUGUAGUAUAAUUUAACGGAAGUUUGAACUCCACUCCAGCAGACGGCGACUAAAUUCAAAUUUAGGACGAAAGGAAAUGACGUCACAAACUUUUCAUUGGUCGGUUAAGUCUGGGGCGGCUUGUUUGGAUUUUGAUUUUGCCAUACGAGCUGAUAACUAUUUCUGAUCGUUUGUCCUGUAACUAAGGAGCGUUUGUGUUGAAGUGUCCUAUAUUAGAAGAGAAAUCAUGGACGAGUCGACGAUUCGGAUAUUACAAAAGCUGAUACGACAGAUUCCGGCGCAGUCUUUACAGACAAUGCUGACUAAAUGGGCUCAUUUUACGAGGCAGCAAAUCAUGUCACUGAACUUCAAGCUAACAAAAGCUGUACUGACGGAGGACAUACUCGUGCUUUGCGAGGAAAAUGGCCUGACAGUUAAACACAUCACAGAACUCGAAAUGCUGUACGUCAUUGAUAACCCUAACCAUGGGAUGUGGUAUGCGUACCAGUUCCUGGAUGCCGUAGACGAGACCCAGCCCACGGAGCUGACCCAGUUCAAGAAAAAGUUCAAAAUCCACCUCAAGCAGCUCAUCAGUCAUGUGUCAAUCAAGAUCAAGAAGCACACGGAUGAGGCUGUCUGGAUACGUGUUGCCUGGGGCGACAGCUUCACUCGUCCGAACCACAUGAAGCCUACAUACGUGGUCCACCAUCUUCAGACACCGUAUGUGUUUGUGAGCAACUUGACGGCCAAGCACAGACCUCUGCUCAACCAGGCUCUGGUUCUGGCUUGUGGGUACUGCUCCGUAAAGGACGCUCAACUCAGCGGACGCAAACUGACGUCAAUCAGAGACUUACUGAUGAGACAGUACCAGCAGGUGUUUUCUACAAAGUACCAACAACACCCACUUACGGAAAAUGUUGCACCCCCAAAAAAUCCCAACAUAGAGAGAGAACAAGCAGAAAAUGCCGGAAACAGGAUUCAAAUGGCCUGUGAGGCCUUUGGCAGCGGUAAAGUCCCUGAACUGCAAACCGCCAUCUACAAGCUAGAGACCAGGUUCAAAGACCGCUCCAACCAACACAUGACGGGAAGGGACGAUCCUUUCAGAUGCGUGGUCAAGUUCGCUAGCCCCAACCUCCUGGAGUCCCUCAAGCACUGCGUGUCCUCAGGAAUGGCCUCCACACCUGUCACACCCCUGCUGUCCUCCAUCACCCAGAAAGGAAGGAACUACUUUGUCAUCACAGAUAAGGGCUUGGGCUCUUCACCGAGAUAGCAUCAACAGAACUGAAUGUGAAAAUGCAUUUUCCACCAUUUAUUCUAUUGCUUAUGUAUUUCAGGAAUGUGUAUAUACUUUUUUAAAGUAUGUUUUAUUAAAGCAUGUGUCAUUUCACACGGCUUCUGUUAGAUAUGUUUAGCCUUAGGUCAUUACCAUCAUACAUAUACAGUAUACAUUGAUUUUCCUUUAAUGUAAUAGGAAAAUAUUUUACACGUCUGUUUUUACUCCUGUAUGUAAAUAAACU